Messenger RNA from Tarenaya hassleriana, 1748 nucleotides. RefSeq lists its product as uncharacterized. Lineage: Eukaryota; Viridiplantae; Streptophyta; Magnoliopsida; Brassicales; Cleomaceae. The coding region runs from base 623 to 1288 and encodes 221 amino acids. The transcript is spliced from 3 exons. The record is from RefSeq and is a predicted model, not a curated record.
UCAUCAAUUCUUCCCUUUCCUCAUCUUCUUCGUUGUUCUCUUGUCGCUGUUUUAGCUUCUCUAGCUGGUCAUGCCCGAUUUUCUACGAUGUGUUCGUUUUGAUUGCGUGAUACGAUUCUAGGGUUCUUUAAAUCUUUGUUGUCCGAAACUCUUCUUUCUCUCUGUUUUUUCGGCUCGAUUUAUGAGAUCUUGCGUCUGUCUGAUCGGAUUUUUAAGAUUAGGGUUCUUCGUUUCUUUUUGGGUAUAGGGUUUCGAAGAGCAUAGAUAUAAUGCCUUGGGUGCCCUUUAAGCUCCUCCUCCUUGAUUUGAUUCCUUCGUUGACCUUUUAUCAUUCUGGUUUGUGUUCUCAUCGUCUGAAACCUCUUCAGAAGAGUGAUUGGCGUGGUAAUCUUAGUUAACCUUUUCAGGUUAUUCUCGAAUCGUUCGUUUUUCCUUGAUCUUUGGGUUGUUCUGGUGACCUUUGUUCAGCUCGAUUCUGUCAUCGAAGUAGAAAUACGUGAUCUUAAUCGAAUCGUCGGACGUAUAGUCUGUUGUCGAUUAUCGGUUCUCUUGACUUGUUGGGCAUUCGAUUUGAAUCCUACAAAGUGACUUCUGCUCUGAAGAUCUUUGCCCUCAAUUGGAUAUGAUCUCUGUUUUUGGCAAACCGGACCCCAGAGACGCAAAUACCCACUUUGAAAACCCUAAUUUGAGCCCCACGAAUUGCUCUGAUGGCUCGAAGCUUGGUCCUUCCUUUUCCAGCUCUGAAGAUUCUCAGGAAUCCGAUGGGGAUGAUACCGGUAAUAUACACGAAACUGUGAGUGAAGCGUAUGAAACCUGCAAAUCUGUUUCCGGUUGUUUAUCUGCCAAGUCUUCGGAUGAGGAAGACGAGGACUUUUCGGCUGCAUUGCAGCGAAUAUUCUCCGAGACUGCACAAAUGAUUGUCAUCCCGGCCAUGAAAGGCAGUCGGGAGAAGUACGGAUUGUCGGCAAGGAAGAUGAGAGUGUCGUGGGCGGAAGAUGUGUAUGACCCUCCUCCUUCCAUAGAGUCUCACACGAGAGUCGGCCGCAAGAAACAUCAUCAUCAGAAAUCUAACCACAAGAAGACCGUAAGGAAAGGGCAGAAAGGAAGCGGUCAUUCUCCUUCCUCCUCGUCUCGUGGUGGAAAGGACAAGAAGCAGUCAUCUCGGAAACAGAGUAGUAGCCGAGACAAGUUUCACGUCAGUAAUAAUCCAGACAUAUAUUGCGGCGGCAUUUUCCUCCGGGCUAACCCCACCAAGGUACUUUACUCUGUGGCAGCCGAGGCCAUCUGAGACUGAGAGAGAGUACACCCUUUUUCCUUUUCUGCAAUACUCUUCUUCGCGUUGUGGAAUGCGGUGUCGGAGUUGGUCUUUUCUUCUGAAUAUUUCGGAUUCGGACUUAGGUGUGGUUUGUGUGUUGCAAAGGUUGUCUGAAACCCUCCUACUUUGUCGUCAAAUGAGAUGCUCUUUGCGAUAUUUGUGUAAUGAGAACCAACCAGGCAUUCAACUUUGAGUUUGGAUAUCUACACUGGUGGGCCGGAGGAGAGACAUGACAAGGUGGAAGGGUUACCCAAUAUCCGAUCUCGUAGUCCAACAAAGUCCAAAAAUAAGGUUUCUACGUGGUGUACUCAGCAUUGAUCUUGACGUAGUCGUAGCUGAGGUCGCACCCCCACGCUUUCCCCGUCCCCAAUCCUCCUCAUGUUCAUGAAAUUUUAUUGCAAUAAAAAUAAAUGCAUGUUAUGUGUUUUGCUCA